AUGUUCAGUCGUCUCAGUCAGUUGACCCGCCACCUCGCUCGACCGUCACUCAAUUACGCUUCCGCUCUGCCGCCCUUGUCGAUUCCUCAAACGCGUGCCUCCAACAUGACAUCAUCCGCGGUGCAUAACUACACGAAAACGAUACACACGGCAGCAUGUCUGAUCAUUGGUGAUGAGGUGCUUGGCGGAAAGACAAUUGAUACCAAUUCCGCAUAUUUCGCCAAGUAUUGCUUCUCUCUUGGGAUACAGCUCAAGAGGGUAGAAGUCAUUGCCGAUGACGAAAGUGAAAUUAUUGAGGCCGUCAGUCGCAUGAGUAACAACUACGAUUUUGUGGUGACCAGUGGAGGCAUUGGGCCGACUCACGAUGACAUUACGUACGAAUCCAUAGCCAAGGCAUUUGGUCUGAAGUUGAAACUACACCAAGGCGCUUUUGAGCGUAUGAAGAAGCUCUCCAAGCCUCACCCAAUGCAACCGCAAUUUGACUGGGACACCCCGUCCCCCGGUCUAACAGCCAAGCUGCGUAUGGUUGAACUUCCCCACGAUGAGACUCUGUCGGAGGAGCAGCAGGCUACCUUCGUGGCGGAUGAUAUGUGGGUGCCAAUCGCCAUCGUCAACGGUAAUGUGCAUAUCUUGCCAGGAGUUCCCCGUCUCUUCGAGAAGCUCCUUGAGCAUCUGAAGCCUACUCUGCUUCCUCGGUUAACCGACCCUGAGGGCAAAGGCAUCUAUCGGUACUUAUUCAGCACCCCCCUCCCCGAAAGUGCUGUGGCGCCUUACCUGACGGACCUUGCGACGCGGACAUCUUCACGAGGAAUCAAGGUUGGUAGUUAUCCCCGCUGGGGAAAGAAGCGUAAUACCGUAACUCUGGUUGGAACCGACCAAGAUUUCAUGGACUCGUUGGUCUCCGAGGUCGAGCAGAAUGUCCAGGGCACAAGAGUCUCGCAGGAAGAUGAGCUUGACCCCCCUUCCGAUGCAGAGGAAAGUAAAUAA
This is a messenger RNA of Aspergillus pseudonomiae, 987 nucleotides long. Its product is annotated as flavin adenine dinucleotide pyrophosphatase. NCBI's taxonomy places the organism in Eukaryota, Fungi, Ascomycota, Eurotiomycetes, Eurotiales, Aspergillaceae. The transcript has 3 exons. The record is from RefSeq and is a predicted model, not a curated record. The coding region runs from base 1 to 987 and encodes 328 amino acids.